ACAGGGAUGGAUUUACUUGGGGGGCAAUCCAUUCUCAUUUUUGUUUUCUAAAGGGGAAGAUCCAUACACACAACACACACAUAAUUUAUACAUAGAAGUAUAAGAAAUCAGGACUAUAUAAUUGGUUUAACUAGAGGUGCAUGCCAAUCUCAUUCAUCAUACAAAAUUAGCAAAAAUUGAAACAAAGCAAUUAUGCAGAGCGACUUCAAUGCCAAAGCAAGACGUAGAUCAGCAGCUUACAAAGCUGCAUCAUCAGGAAGGGAAUCUCUCAAUGUUUUACUCGAUUUUUGGAGAGAAGAAGGCGUCGCAAAGAUUGAUAAUCGUGGCGACACAAUCCUUCACUUUCUUGCUGUUAACGGUAACAUAGCUGGUUUCGGAAUUCUUGAUCCUUUGAGCAUUAAAGAUCUGGAAAUUGCAAACAACAGUGGAGAUACACCGUUGCAUGAAGCUGCUAGAUUUGGUAAAAAGAAUAUGGUGGAGAUGAUUUUGAGAAAGGAGAAGGACUUAGUUUUUUUGCGCAACAAUUUGGGAGAGACACCACUUUACGUAGCGGCUGCAAGUGGGGAGAAAGAAAUCUUUACUCUUCUGGCAAAUUUCGACUUCAAUAAGCUCACCAUGAAAAGGAAUGAUGGAAAAAAUGUACUUCAUGCAGCAGUAGCCCAUGAUUGUUAUGCUCUAGCAAUUGAUUUGGUGAAUCUAUAUCCUGAACUUGUUAACGAACGCGAUAACGAGGGAAUGACUGCUUUGAAUCUGUUGGCUACAAAAAGAUUGUCAUUCAGGAGUGGAUCCAACUACUUGUUUGCAGAAAUAGGGAAGACACCUUCUGUUCCAAUUCAGAUGAUUGAAACCAUAAUCUAUAAUUGUAUUCCACCGCGAUAUAUAGAAUCAAAGCUUGGUGUUAACCAGACACAAACUGGCACUAAAAUCGUCCGCGUUGAGAGGUUUUCGUUUACCGAGUCUCUAUUAGGUAAUUCCUGGUUACAAGAAAUCGAUGAAGCAAAGCAGAAGCAUAUUCUUGCACUAAUAUUAGCAAAAAUGUUAGUGAAAAAUUAUGAUUGGAGCUACAGUACACAGAGUGUGCCAAGUCCACUAAUACAAGCAUCAAAACUUAAAGUCGACGAGUUAGUCGUUGAAAUUGUGCAAAUGCAUCCUGAAGCUGUGGAAAACUUGGAUGAAAAAGGGAGGAACAUAAUGCAUAUAGCAGCAGAGCAUAAAGACAGAUUUCUAUUUGAUUACUUGCUCAAAACAGUGCCUAGCAAAAACAGAAUGCUGGCAGAUAUUGAUCAACAAGGAAAUACCAUUUUGCAUUAUGCAGCAAAUGUUGGGACACCAUUUUUUACAUCAACCACAGAUCUUACUAAAAGUAAUGUUGGUACACCAUCUUCUACAUCAACCACAGAUCAUACUAAAAGUAAUGUUGGCACACCAUUUUUUACAUCAACCACAGAUCAUACUAGAAGUAUUUGCUGUGUUAUGGCUGUGUUAAUGAUGAUGUGGGGCAUGCUUUGGUUUAACUAUAUAAAAUACAACCUACAUCCACGCCUUAGGGAUGUUAAAAACUCCGAUGGUUUAAAAGCAGAAGAGAUAUUCGAGAGAAACCAUUUACGCGUACGAAAAGAAGCAGAGACUUCAGUUAGAGAACUAUCAAAUUCUAUGCUUGUACUCUCUACUCUCCUCUGUACCAUCAACUUCGCCGCGAUUUUCACUGUCCCUGGAGGUUUUGAAGAGAAUACUGGCCUACCUAUUCUCCUUGACAAAGUGCAGCAAGAACUGUGGAUGCUGAUGUUUUACUUAGGUGCAGCUCUUUUUAGUUCAGUGUUCACUAUGGGUACACUUUUAUCAUUUCUUCUUUGCAAAUUCUAUAGCAAUGAUUUUUACAUUUCUUUGCCUACAAAGAUCAUAAUUGCUAUUAUUUCAGUGUUUUAUGCCACAGCAUUUACAAUCUUAGCCUGCCUUCAAGCCCUUAACCUUGAGAAUAUAUUUCUGAACAAAGAUGUUUGGUGGCUUAUUAUAGCUGUUGUUGCUGUUGGCUUUAUUAUGACACUUAUUUAUAUAGACUUAGCAUUUCCAGUCUUUGAUUAUAUGUACUAUUUGGUUUCUUAUUCAUUCUUUGUAUCUUAUAAGAAAUGACAUAUGUAAGUUGAUUAAGGUUUCAGCCAUAAUCUAUGUACUGCUUUGUCAGCUAAAUAUUAUUCUUGUUGCA
Molecule: messenger RNA, 2203 nt
Organism: Nicotiana attenuata
Lineage: Eukaryota; Viridiplantae; Streptophyta; Magnoliopsida; Solanales; Solanaceae
Exons: 6
Coding region: 193-2130 (645 amino acids)
Molecular function (GO): protein binding
Source: RefSeq, a predicted model, not a curated record